UAAGCGCUGAUAAUAGCAAAAAAACAACCGGAAGAAUGAAAACUUCCGUAAGACAUAUCGGUUUGGCGAUCCAAACUAUGGGGUAUCAACCCGUAGAAGAAUUUGUUCGUUCAACAAUCAACGAGGGGGAACAAACGCAGAAUCGGCUCUUACGAAUGAAAUCUCAAUAUAAGAUUAAUGAUACGGAGCAUGAACCUAAAGAGCAAGUUAUCGAUUACCAAGAACCAGAAGAUAAAAGCCAAGCUGAAGUUAUAUACUCAACGUUUUCUUAUAUAUCAUUGCUGAGAAAGUUAGAGCUUCUUAAGAAAAAACCUUCACCACUAAAAUCACAUUCAUCUACUUUUCUUCAGAGCUUAUUUCCAUUGCCAGACACAAGUAAUAUGCUCAAACUUGAAGAUAAUCAAAGCUCUACUGAAUCGACUGCUGAACAGUCAACGGACAUUAAUAUUGAUGAAACAAACGAAGCACACGGGGAACUUAUGAAACCAGACGAUAAUGAGGUCUCAACAGAAUUCUCUUCGGAUACGACUGAAGACGAUGAAUUGUUGACCUGUCCGAGUAUUUGUUUAGAAACUGAAACGAAAAAAGAGUUAAAUUAUGAAGAUAUUCAUAAUAUAACACUGGAGAAUAGAGAGGAUACUGAUGAAGAAGAACCGAAUAAGUCACAGGUAUUACCGCAAAUACAGGAUUCAAUGAAUAAACAGAUGGUGUUUGACACGGAAGCCUUUCUCAGUGCACUUAUAGCUGAUGCUGCAGACAAAUGCAAAUAUAAUGAACCGAAUACGUUUCUUCAGCAUAACCUCGAUAAGCCGCUUUUAUUAAAUGAGCUUAUAAAAAAGCUCAGGGAAUUAGAAGUUGAGCGAAAGAAGCGCAUAUAUCUAAUCAAAGGUGUAGGCAUGUUUUGCAACAGCAAAGGUAAACAUCGGGUUUUAGCUGAAGACGCUCCGCACAAUAUUGAGGCACUGAAGCAAAACUACCAAGAAGCUUUAAUAGAACUCGAUCGAACUUUAGGUAAAGAAGAAAUCCUUAAAAAAGAAGUGGAAGUGAAAAAAACUGAACUUGAACGCAAGCUCUCAAUGCUGCAGGGUAAAGACGAUACAAAAUUGCUGGAGUUGGAACGACUCAUUGCAGAAACCUUUGGUGACAAAACAGAACACUUAAAAAUGAUUGUUAAGACCGAACUAAAUACAAUGAGAAAAGUACGCGAUGAAGUAUCGGCACGACGUUGCGAGUUGAUCCAAAUACAGCAUACGCAUUUCAUACUUAAGGAGAAAGUAGAUAAGUUCAGAGAUCUGAGCGAUAGCGUGACAUAUUCUGACUAUGAGCAAAUGUAUGGUACUGUUCUGGAGUUGGAAAAGAAAUUGAGAGACUUUCAUUUAUUUCAUUCACUAUCUAGCAAGGAUAUUAGAUUCUAG
Bactrocera tryoni is the source of this 1415-nucleotide messenger RNA. RefSeq lists its product as uncharacterized. The transcript is spliced from 4 exons. The record is from RefSeq and is a predicted model, not a curated record. Bases 36 to 1415 code for a protein of 459 amino acids. NCBI's taxonomy places the organism in Eukaryota, Metazoa, Arthropoda, Insecta, Diptera, Tephritidae.